Molecule: messenger RNA, 1205 nt
Organism: Histoplasma capsulatum G186AR
Lineage: Eukaryota; Fungi; Ascomycota; Eurotiomycetes; Onygenales; Ajellomycetaceae
Product: heat shock protein
Exons: 1
Coding region: 77-832 (251 amino acids)
Biological process (GO): response to salt stress; protein complex oligomerization; response to heat
Source: RefSeq, a predicted model, not a curated record
AGAAACAAGACGAAAUCCAAAACCAAACAUCGUUGAUGAUCAAUUACUCCAAGAAGCAGUGCUGGGAUACCCUCUUAUGUUCACUCGCCCGGCUGUUAAACUGAAGGACAAACUUCCCACUUCAGCUUACCGCAUUUCCAAGCUCUCCACAGUCCGAACAACUCCAUCCGUCCACCCCACUAAGACCACCACUAUCAACAACCUCAACAGCCUCAAUCGCUUCAACCAAACACGCAAAAUGUCUUUCUUUCCACGUUUAGCCCAUCCCUCUGGCGACUUUACUCCUCUUUUCCGUCUCCUAGACGACUACGAGAGCCACCGCUCUGGCACUGAAAGCGCCUCCUCCAGUACCCUGCGCUCCUUCGCCCCUCGCUUCGACGUCCGCGAGACAAAGGACGCCUACCACCUUGACGGCGAGCUACCAGGAAUUGCCCAAAAGGACAUCGAUAUCGAGUUCACUGACGCACAAACUCUCGUCGUCAAGGGCAGGUCGGAACGCGAAUAUUCCGCAUCCUCCGGCGGUGACGAAGAGCCUUCCGAUGCUGGCCAUGGGGGCAAGAAAACCCGCCAGGCAACCGUGGAGGACGAGGAUGCGUCAUCGACGACCGCCGUGACGAAGACGGGCGGCAAGUCGCAGGAGGUCGGUUCCCCUCUGCGCGGCGGGAUGAAGUAUUGGGUCAGCGAACGCUCUGUGGGCGAGUUCAGUCGCUCAUUCAACUUCCCCACCAGAGUCGAUCAGGACAAAGUGAAGGCUUCAUUGAAGAAUGGGAUCUUGUCGAUUGCUGUGCCGAAAGCGGCGGCGCCGACCUCGAAGAGGAUCAAUAUUGAGUGAAGGCAGGGGUGCCAGCCUAGGGUAUGAUAAGAUAAGAUGGGUGUAUAGUUCAUAUGUCGUUUGCCUGACUGAUGAGUGGAUGAUUUGUUUUUCGAUACGUUGCAAUUUGGUAUUAUGAAUGACAGCUUUUGAUUUGGAACUCUACUAGGUUUGAUUUCAUUUCUGGUUUGCUUUUCCUUUUCCUUUUCCUUUUUGCUUCUUCUCUUCAAUUUGCUAGCGUUUCUUUGUGGAUUGCAGCAUUAACGGGAAUGGAGAAAAUGGAGGGUACGACUUCUGGAUGAGAUAACAUCGCCUGGGUGUGGAGAAAAGUAUGUACACUAGCAACAUCUUGAAAUCAUGAAAUUGAACUGUAAUAAUAUUCAUUGAUUUGCAU